Molecule: messenger RNA, 2214 nt
Organism: Entelurus aequoreus (snake pipefish)
Lineage: Eukaryota; Metazoa; Chordata; Actinopteri; Syngnathiformes; Syngnathidae
Gene: rad9a
Product: RAD9 checkpoint clamp component A
Exons: 13
Coding region: 207-1334 (375 amino acids)
Biological process (GO): mitotic intra-S DNA damage checkpoint signaling; cellular response to ionizing radiation; DNA repair
Cellular component (GO): checkpoint clamp complex
Source: RefSeq, a predicted model, not a curated record
CUCCCAUUGGACCCCAUUCCGGAAGUGCUUUGUGGCGGCGUAAACAACGCCACCAGUGUGAUUCUCUCAGUCGGCUCUCAACCAUAAAGUGACCCAAACUAGAUAUAUGUGUAUAAAACAAGACUAUCUUGGUAUAUAUGUUGCUGCUUCAAAAAUGUACCACAACCCGUUAGAAGUUAUCUGCUAGUUGGAAAGGAGCGAGAGAAAUGGACUGCGUUGUGACGGGCGGAAAUGUAAAAGUGUUCGCCAAAGCCAUCCACUCGCUGUCCAGGGUCGGCGAUGAGCUGUACGUGGAGCCCGAGGACAAGGGGCUUGCCCUGCGGUCUGUCAACUCAUCUCGGUCGGCUUACGCCUGCUUCCUGUUCACGCCGCUCUUCUUCAGCAGAUACACCACACCCGGCGGGGAUGUCUUCCGCUGCAAAAUGGCAAUAAAGAGUGUGGCGGCAGUCUUCAGGUCUCUGGCGUCUCUGGAGAAGACGGUAGAAAAGUGUCACAUCGAGCUGGACAAGCGAAAGGAUCGACUUACCUUCACGCUGCAUUGCAAACACGGUCUCUUGAAGACGCACAACCUGUCUUUCCAGGACAGUGAGAGCUUGCAGGCGGUGUUUGAUAAGGACAACAGUGCCAACACGUUUCGAGCCAAUCCUAAGCUGCUUGUUGACACAGUUGUGCAUUUCCCUCCUUCCCUGGAGGAAGUGACUCUUUCAGUCAGUGAUGAAAGAAUGUGGUUUAGGAACCAUGUGGAUGAAGAGCAGUCCAAGGCCAUGCUGACGGAGCUGUGUCUGGCCUCUGAUGAGUUUGACCAUUUUGCCGUCCAAACUCACAACAGCAUCACUUUCUGUCUGAAGGAGUCACGGGGUCUGUUACUUUUUGCAGAGUCGACAGGUCUCCCUAUUUCUAUGUACUUUAAUGAGCCGGGCAGCCCUCUCGUGCUCUCAGUGACGGACAGCGUCCUGGAGGGCAACUUUGUGCUGGCCACACUUUCAGACGACACGAGAAACACCACACAAAGAGGGAGCUCCCCCCCGCCGCUUCCUCCUCCUGACGACUUCAUGAACGACGACAUGGACGCCUACCUCAUCGCCAUGGAUACCAGCAUUGCACCGGGUCCUGCUGAAACUGACCCUACCGUUUCUAAACGGCACAAUGUAGCCAAUCAGAGGUCAAGACUGCACGGUCCAGAGGAGGAGGAAACGGCAGAAGAAGAUGCACCACCAAAUAAGAAGUUCUGUUCCCUGCUCUUCGGAUCAGUGCUUCCCCCAUCCUCUCAGACCACCACUCAGCCGAUGAGCGGCCAAGAGGUUCUGGCCAGUGACAGUGAAGACGACACUUAGGACCAAAGUUGAAGUACCUCAGCUGGCAUGUUCAUCAAGAGGACUGCAGCCACGGGUCCUUGAGCCUGACAAUAGCCAUCCUCUGGCUUGUACUGAGUGAAAGCUUUCAACACUCUGAACAAUCCCUGCUGCCUAAACACAAGCACGGUGAUAGGAUUCUGAGAAACAGCAGCAAGGAAUACCAGCGAUGAUGCAAUGCAGCAUACCCGUGUCCCUCCUUGGAGAGGAACAUCUCGUGGAAAGGAAACUGUCGGUCCAGAUCUCUCUCGAUGACGUCCACCCACUUCUGCAGCGCGGCCUUAGAGUCCAGACACUGACACCACAUGUUUGGUCUCCUUUUAUCUGUCAUUUGAAUUUUAGUGAGAUUCUUGGGUUGGUUUGUUUUUUACCUGGUAGAGGUGUUUGUUGUUGUUCAUCCUGUUGGUGGCGCCACAGAGCAGAGGCCAGCACUUUGCUCUAAGUGAGGAUGGGAUACCUUUCUGGCACUGAACUUUGACCUGUAACCAACAUGGAUGCUUGUAGAUGGAUAGAGAUGGAUGGAUGGAUGGAUGGACGGACACACCAUGUUAUUCUUCUUGAACAAGAUGCUCUCCCAUUGGUCCAUGACGUUGAUCCACUUGGCUUCCCUCUGCCUGACCAGUUGAGGCCGCGGGCCCGCAGUCCUGCUGACACAUUAUACACAAACACUCAAAAAAAGGCAUUUAAACUGUUUAUAUCAUGUGAUUAUAAAUGUUAGGUUGGAUUAAAUUAUAUAAAAAUUUUAGUAAAUGUAUUUAGUGUGGCGACACAUUGCUUUUAUUACAAAUAAUAGCUUUACGGUUUUAUUGGUGCAUUUUGCAUUUAUUUGGACUGGACUCUCACUAUUAUGUUAGAUCCACUA